GCCUGGUUUGUCUGAGCCUGCUUCCCGUGACUGCCUCUGCUCUCCCUUCCCUUCCAGGUAUGUUGAGCCACGGCUUCCCCCAAGGCCAUCGCUGGCCUUUGCCUGCCGCCGUUCCCUGUUGUCACCUUGUCCUUCCCGUGGUCUCCAGGCUCUUUAGGAUGAGCUGCAGUGGGUGAUACCAAGCGAGGGCCUGGGAGGCGGAGGACCAGAGGAUGGGAUUCCCCCUCCUGUCGCUGUGGCAACCGUUGGGAAGGGAAGCAGCGAUGGGGUGCGAUGGGCGGCUGUGCGUGGCCGUGGAGGGGUGUGAUGGGGAGGCUGCGGAGGCAGGGCUGCGCUGACAUCACGCCGGGGAGGUGGCGCAGAGGGAAGGGGAGUGGGAAAGGGAGAGCCAGGGAGACUGCGGAGGGAAGAGAGCUGCAUCGGGAGUGGGCUCCGGGGAGAGGUCGAUCCCCAUUACCUGAUGGUGCUCGUCUCUGCCCUGUGGUCUGGCAGCAUCCCACCCCGAAGGGCUGCUCCUUCCCAGACCCUCAGCCCGUGGCCACGGACCCGUCUGGCUGGAUCCCAACCUGCCACCAUCGCUUUAGAGUGGAGCGACCCGAGCGUGUCAGGGAGGCGGAGAUGGCGGGGACGGAUGGGGAAGAAGACGAGGCGGCGUGGCGUGGCGUAUCGGCACGGCAUGGCACGGCACGGCAUGGCACGGCACGGCGUGCCACGGCAUGGCCGCUGGCUUGGCAGCAAGGGGAGCGCAGGGGUGGGGACAGGGCUGUGUUUCCCCUUGGUGGAGGCAGGCGAAGGUGGAGUUAUCCCUUUGUUCGUCCUGGAGAGCUGGUCAGACAGGAAUUGGAGUAGCAGUGGGGUGCAGCAGGCAAGCGGCUCCGGUGGCCUGGUCCCGGUCCCGGUCCCGGUCCCGGUCCUGCCCGCUCAUGUGGGGACCCUGAUGGAUCCGGCUGCCAACCUUGGGGCCGAGGGCAGGGCUGGGCGGGGGGCAUCGAGGGGAUCUGAUGGUCUGAUCCUGGCCCGGUGAAGAUGUGUCAAGUGGGCCACCUCGAUCCCAGCAGCCACCAAAGGGUCCUCAUGAAAACGGGCCUCAUCCUCCUCAUCAUCGGGCACCUCAACUUCAUCACCGGCGCCCUCGUCCACGGCACCGUCCUCCGCUUCGUGGUCGACCCCCGGGACGCCAUCUCCCUGCAGUACGCCGUCGCCAACGCCGCCUCCGUCAUCUCCGCGCUGCUGACCAUCUCCUGCGGAAUAGCUGCCCUCGUGCUGUCCCGCUGCCUCGCCCCCGCCACCCUCAAAUGGGCGGUUUUUGCCCUGAGUGCCAGCAGCAGCCUGGGCUGCCUGUCCUGCCUGCUGGGGCUGGCCGUCUCCAUCGGGCUGACGCUGGGCAGCCAGGGCCGGGCACUGCUGGCCCCCUGCACCAUCGCCGACGUCGCCCUUGCCCCGGUCUCACGCGAGUGCCCCUUCGAUCCCACCCGUGUCUACAGCUCCACACUGUCCCUCUGGGCUAUCUCCCUCCUGCUCGACUUGAUGGAGAUCAUCUUUGGCAUCCGCUGCCUCCUGCUCACCCUCGACCUCCUUCGCCUCCGCUGCUGCUGCGGCAGGGCGCACCGGAGAAAGGUCUCCUUGCGGGCAGACCCUGCGGAGAACCCCGACCCCGGGCAGUGCCUGGGCUUGCUGAGGCUGGACAGCGUGGAAACUGCCCGGCUCUGAGCAGGACCCAAGGGCUGAUGCCGUGGAUGUGCCCGGGCCAGCCCUGCCCCAUCCCAGCACCCGCACAGCCCCACGUUGGCACCUGGCUGCUCCCCAGCCCGGCUAUGGGGCAGACACGUCCCCUGGACGCCACCAGCCAAGACACGUGAGCCCAUCCCCAUGGCCUCAGGUCGCCUGGGGCUGCAGCGAGGAAGGCGACUGGGCUGGAUCCGGACCCUGCGGGGAGGAACUUUCCCCUCGGCGUCGAUGGCCCCUUUCCCACCACUGACUGCACUGA
This is a messenger RNA of Aquila chrysaetos chrysaetos, 1987 nucleotides long. It is a transcript of the gene TMEM54, whose product is annotated as transmembrane protein 54. The record is from RefSeq and is a predicted model, not a curated record. The transcript is spliced from 7 exons. Bases 1027 to 1710 code for a protein of 227 amino acids. Lineage: Eukaryota; Metazoa; Chordata; Aves; Accipitriformes; Accipitridae.